Canariomyces notabilis is the source of this 1953-nucleotide messenger RNA. RefSeq names its product FAD-binding domain-containing protein. Gene Ontology annotation, molecular function: oxidoreductase activity; FAD binding. The record is from RefSeq and is a predicted model, not a curated record. Lineage: Eukaryota; Fungi; Ascomycota; Sordariomycetes; Sordariales; Chaetomiaceae. The transcript is spliced from 3 exons. The coding region runs from base 1 to 1953 and encodes 650 amino acids.
AUGCAUAGGCUCUUGACGUCUGUUCUCGUGGUUGUCUUGGCGGGCAGGGAGGCAGCAGGAAAGAACUUCCCUUUCGAAUCUGUCCAGCUCUCGCAGGCUGAUGCCAGGAGUUUCCCUGCUAUACACUUUGGCAACAGACACGAGCCGCCACCACACAAUAGCGCCAUUCCUCGAUGCCGGGCUUGGCCAGGCAGCAACGACUGGCCCAGUGACGAUGAAUGGAAGAGACUCAAUGUCUCUAUUGAUGGGGCACUUCUGAGGCCUAUGCCGGCAGCAGCGGCGUGCUAUCAGGGUGACUUAUACAACGAGACGACCUGCCAGUGGCUUCUCAGCCAAUCAGGAAGAACACAUUUCUGGUUGGACGAGCCCCUGACAACGCUCACUCAGUGGCCUCAGGGGAGCACAUGCACAUUGAAUCUGAAUCCUCAGGGGACCUGCACGCGAGGGGGUUUCCCUGAGUACGUGGUCAAUGCCACCAGAGUGAAGCAAAUCCAGGCUGCGGUGAAUUUUGCACGGAACAAGAAUAUCCGUCUUGUAAUCAAGAAUACUGGGCACGACUUUGGGGGCAGAUCUAUGGGAGCUGGGUCACUAAGCAUCUGGACGCACAACCUCAAGAGUUUCGAGUUCAUCCCUCGGUACACUGUAGGGAGCUACUCUGGGAUGGCCGUCCACGUCGGAGCUGGCGUGGAGAGCUGGGAGUUGUUCAACCACAUGGCGAGGAACAACUGUAGCGUUGUAGCCCCAGGUGGAUCAACCGUUGGCGUCGGAGGGGGAUGGCUUGCCGUUGCCGGGCAUGGAGUGCUGACCUCUAAGUACGGCCUGGGUGCCGACCAAGCCCUGGCGAUCAAUGUCGUUACCGCCGACGGCAAAUUCCUGACGGUAGACCCCAAUAACCAACAAGAACUCUGGUGGGCACUCAGGGGCGGCGGGCCGAGCACCUUUGGUGUUGUCACCUCCGUCAUCUUCAAAGCCUACCCCCCCAUCACCAUGACUAGCGUACCCUUGAGCUUCGAUGUCAACCGCAGACCCCCAAGCAGCACCGUCCCGUCACCCGCCACCAGCACCCUCCCGGGCACCGUCCCGCCAACCAAUGGCCUCGCCACGGCCAGCGACACGGCCACGUUCUGGCGCGGUGUAUCCCUCACCUACCGCUACUGCAACAAGGUCAUCGCCGCAGGCGGCAUGUGCUACAGCUACAUCUACUCGCUGGGCAACGACUCCUUCUCCUUCACCCACAGCCACUCGAUCCCCAACAUCACCGCCUCUGCUGCAACAGCCUUGAUGAAGCCGCUCUUCACCUCCCUGCAAGAGGAUCUCAACAUCCCAGUCACCCUCCCCAACCUCACCGACCGCUCCGCAAGCCUGUACGCGGGCAACGGCCGCCGCACGGGCUCCGCCAACCCAGUCAACACACGCUACCGCUCACGCCUGUUCCCAUCCCACUUAUGGGACGACGAUACGGCGUGGAACGCUACAUUCGCCGCCAUCCGCGCCGGGGUAGAGGAAGGGGGGUACACGUUCCACGGCAUCGCCUACUCGCCCACGGAGGCAAUCGCGGGCUGGCCAGGCGCCGACAGCGCCGUGAACCCUGCGUGGCGGGCGACAGCGCUGCACGGCAGCCUGAUGGACGUGCAGCCGGAGGGCAUUUCGGCGGCCGAGGCGCGGGCAAGGGACGCGAGGGUGCAUGCCUAUGUGCAGCGCUGGAAGGAUCUGACGCCGGGGGCCGGCGCGUACAUGAACGAGGGCGACCCGGCUGAGAUUGGGUGGAAGUGGAGUUUCUACGGGAAGCACUAUGCAAGGCUGCUAGAGAUCAAGAGGAAGUGGGAUCCCUGGGCCGUGUUUUGGGCGCAGACGACGGUUGGGAGCGAGGCGUGGGAGGUCGUUAGCCUGGAUGAUUACCCGGCCGGGCAGAACGGUCGUUUGUGUAGGCCCAGGGGUAGGCGAGCGGAAUGA